UGUGAGCCCUCAUCAGCGCUGAUGUCUCCCUAACUCUAAACUCCAAGGUCCAACUUCAGAGCGAGGGAUCGGUCCCAGCCACAGGCAGUCCUUUCUGCCCAGGUCAGCAGAUCAGUAACUGAACACCACCUAUAAAGAUGGGAGACUUUGGAUUUCUGUCGGGCUUGCUGGACAAGGUCCAGUCCCACUCCACAGUUAUUGGGAAGAUCUGGAUGAGCGUCCUGUUUCUGUUCCGGAUCAUGGUUUUGGGUGCAGGUGCCGAGAGCGUCUGGGGCGACGAGCAGUCGGGUUUCAUCUGCAACACUCAGCAACCUGGUUGUGAGAACGUCUGCUACGACUGGACCUUCCCCAUCUCGCACAUUCGCUUCUGGGUCCUCCAGAUCAUCUUCGUCUCCACGCCAACGCUGGUCUACCUGGGCCAUGCCGUGCACGUCCUCCACAAGGAGAACAAGAUGAGGGAGCAGCUGUUGAGCCCUGGCGGGACGCGCAAAGUGCCCAAAUACACGGAUGAAAAUGGAAAAGUGAAGAUCAAGGGGAACCUGCUGGGGAGUUACCUGACCCAGCUCAUAGUCAAGAUCAUCAUCGAGGCUGCCUUCAUAAUCGGCCAGUACUACCUGUACGGCUUCGUCAUGGUCCCCAUGUUCCCCUGCUCCAAGGCGCCCUGUCCCUUCACCGUGGAGUGCUACAUGUCCCGACCCACGGAGAAGACCAUCUUCAUCAUCUUCAUGCUGGCGGUGGCCUGCGUCUCUCUGUUUCUCAACUUCAUCGAGGUGUUCUACCUGAUUUGUACCAGGGUGAGAUGUGGGUCCAGGCCUCACACUUACAAGACCACCGCCAAGAACCCUGCCAGCUUGUCAGAUGCCAGGUGGCAGAACAAGAUCAACAUAGAGCUGGAGAACAGCCAGAGUAUCGGGGGAAGCCUGGAUGGGGCCAAGGACGAGAAACGACCACUGAGUGGUUAUUAAAAAAACACUGCUCUGAUCGUUAUAAUGUAUUAAAUGCUCGUUUUCAGUAUUCUUCCCCAUGGUUCCUUGUUUAGACGCAUCUCACAGACUGAAUUAAAUGUCCUGUAAAAAUCAUGACAGAACACCAAGGAGAAGCUUCAUCACUGUGUAGUUAAAUCAUAUAUAUCUAUAUAAAGUCUGCACAAAUCUACAUGUUUUUAGGGCCACGUUGAUAGAAUUUUACAUAUAUUUUGUAUUUUUUAACUGAAAAUCUAAUGGAAAGCGUGCAAUAUUGAUAAUGUAUUUAUGUCUCUAAAUCUAUUAGUGAGCAGAGUUGUGUCUAUGACCAGUUUUUGAACGUGUCCUGUAAUAUUUCCAUGUUCAUUAUCCAGGACUUCAAAUCAAUUACUCACUGAAUGUUGAUGAUUUUGGUGAAAUGCUUGUUUCUACUCUAUUUGGUAGAGGCGUUGUUAUGUGUUUUAUUGUUUUAAUAAAUGAUUAUCGUUG
Messenger RNA from Etheostoma cragini (Arkansas darter), 1451 nucleotides. RefSeq names its product connexin 32.3 (gene gja13.1). Gene Ontology annotation, biological process: cell communication. The coding region runs from base 138 to 965 and encodes 275 amino acids. Gene Ontology annotation, cellular component: connexin complex. The transcript has 2 exons. NCBI's taxonomy places the organism in Eukaryota, Metazoa, Chordata, Actinopteri, Perciformes, Percidae. The record is from RefSeq and is a predicted model, not a curated record.